AUGUGGCUCGAUUCUACACGGGGGAUACGGUUCGAUGAGAUUGGUGCUUUAUUUUUUGUUCAACAACUGUCCAUCUCACUGGACAGAAUUACUCUAACCAGGUCAUUGAGUCUUGGAGUAUUUAUUUGUAUCAAGUGUUCUGGAGUCCAUAGAAGCCUUGGAGUGCAUAUAUCAAAGGUCUUAUCAGUGAAGCUAGAAGAGUGGACAGAUGAACAGGUUGAUUUUUUGUCUGAUAGGGGUGGCAAUGCUGCGGUAAAUAUGAGAUAUGAAGCUUUCUUGCCUGAAAAUUUGAAAAAGCCAGGACCAGAUUCUUCUAUAGAGGAACGCUCUGAUUUUAUCAAGAGAAAAUAUGAGCUGCAACAAUUUUCAAACUCUGGUGGGUUGAUUAUAUCUACAACGCCUGGUAGUUUGAGCACAGCUUUGCAGAACAAUGUUUCCAGUAAAAGCUUUGAGAAACAACACACUGGCCUUCGUUAUGGACUAGGUCAUGCAUUCCAAAAUAGCUGGAGAAGGAAGGAGUCUGAGCAGAAGGCAAUAAAAAAAAUGAUGGGUAUGAUUGAAUUUGUUGGUUUGAUCAAGGUCAACAUUAUAAGAGGUACCAAUUUAGCCGUUCGAGAUGUGAUGACUAGCGAUCCUUAUGUUAUCCUCAAUUUGGGACACCAAUCAAUGAAAACACGGGUGAUAAAGAGCAACUGGAAUCCUAUAUGGAAUGAAAGCCUGAUGUUGUCAAUUCCAGAUCCCAUCCAACCUCUGAAGCUG
Messenger RNA from Elaeis guineensis (African oil palm), 759 nucleotides. The record is from RefSeq and is a predicted model, not a curated record. Lineage: Eukaryota; Viridiplantae; Streptophyta; Magnoliopsida; Arecales; Arecaceae.